Messenger RNA from Cucumis sativus (cucumber), 2553 nucleotides. RefSeq names its product titin homolog. The record is from RefSeq and is a predicted model, not a curated record. Bases 142 to 2292 code for a protein of 716 amino acids. Lineage: Eukaryota; Viridiplantae; Streptophyta; Magnoliopsida; Cucurbitales; Cucurbitaceae. The transcript is spliced from 7 exons.
UUUUGAUACCUAAAAGAAAAAGAAAAAAAAGGAAAACAGUAUCUUAUUAUCUCUUCUAACGCUCCUCUGUCAGUUUCUUCAUCUCAGCUCAAUUUUAAGCGAAGAAGAAGAAGAAGAAGAAGAAGAAGAAGAUUGAAGAUAAUGGCCGACAAUUGCUUGUUUAGUGAAGUAGAAAUGGCGAUCGAUGAAGCUGUCGGCCACCCGCAAGCUUAUGCCAAGCUCUGCCGCGAUCGACAAGCUGGAUUGUACACUCAUGGUCCUCCUUUCACCUUCACGCCUUAUAGUCUCAAGAAACGAGAGACCGCAACAGCACGAGAACUUGAUAAGUUGUUUCCAAUUAUAAAUCCAAAGGCAAAGCCUACUACGAAGCCUAAGCUUUUUGUGAGUCUCUUAUGGAAGCAACUCAAUCAUCUCGGGAAUGCUGGCUUUGAUCCUGCAGUAAUUCGAGUUGACCAUUACGGCAAUGUUCUGUAUUAUCAUGCUGAUUCUGCUUCACCACUUGCUUGGGAUAUUGAUCAUUGGUUUCCCUGCUCAAGAGGAGGACUGACUGUUCCAAGCAAUUUACGGAUACUACAAUGGCAAGCCUGCAAGAGGAAGCAUCACAAGUUAGAGUUCUUGGUCCCUUGGUGGGAUUUUCAAUUAGGUAUCUCUGUAAACCAGUUUCUAUCAAUCUUUGCUUCAUCCAACUCAGAUUUCAGGCGUAGAGCAUUUUCUUUUUUGUUCUUUGAAGGCGAAAAUGAAGAGCUGAAUACUUCACAGACAGUUGAAUCUCACUCUUUUCCACAACAUUUUGUGGAAGCCAAAGAGCGACUCGGCUUUGCUCCAGCUGCCAUCGUUUUAUCUCGAAGAGAAUGUUAUGAUUCUUCAUCACCUUUGAGAUCAUUGGACUACAAUAGGCAACCAAGACCAAGUAUCCCUAUAGUUGCUGCACGAAAAGUGAAACCUGAACUUCUUAAAGAGAAUGAAAACCCGGACUUCAUUGCAAACCCUUACCAAGCCAUUGUCAUGGCCAGAGAUUCCCUUAGACAAAGAGAUGAAAGGGCAAAGCUGAAGGCUGAAAUACAGAGAGUGGAUGGUGAAGUGAAUGAUAUGAAGCUAAAUAAUGAAGAAGAGAAGCUCACAAUUCAGGACUUGGAACUGAAAUUAAUUAAGCAUAAACGAAGAGCAGAGAAAUGUAGGCGAUUAGCAGAGGCACAAUCAUCUCAUAAGACAAUGCUGGAGAAGAUGAUCCGGGAUACCAUGCACCAGAGUGUUAUUUACAAGGAGCAGUUGAGGCUAAACCAAGCAGCGAGUAAUGCGCUAAUGGCCCGGCUUGAAGCACAGAAGGCAAUUUGUAAUGCUGCCGAGAAGGAUCUCUACCAAAAAUAUAGACAGAGAGAUGAGCUGGAGAAACAGUUGAGGCCUGAACACGAUCAGGCUCGAAAAAGAUUAAGAAUGGACAAAAUGCUAUUGGAAGAAACAGACUCUAAAACUCCAACUUUCUUUUUGCCAGGAAUCAAGCCAAAGACACCUACACACAAAGAGCUCAGACUAUUUCUAGAGGAAGAACAAAGAGCUUCUGAAUGUGGUUUGUCUCAAAAUGGAGAGCAGAACCAAAAGGAAAGUGAUGUGGCCAUGGAGAAGCCUGGUGAACAUGAGAACAGCAAAGCAAUUGUUCCAUUAGCGGAAGAAAGCUUAAUUACUCAAAGGUUUCAAAACCUAGAAAUAGGAGAAGCAAAGAGACACGACAUGCUGCUAUUCCCUUUCAUGCAAGAGUCAGAUGUCGAAGAAGAAGAAGAAGACGAAGAGAGUAGAAAACAACGAGGGAAAGGAAACAUUGAGAAGUGGCUUCAAAUGCUGUUGGAUGAGAACCAAGAAGAUGCACGUCUCCAAAAUGAAGAUGAAAGCAGCAGAAGCACAAAAAUGAAUGCAAAUUCCCCACAGAAGGAGGUCGAUGUCUCGACGACUACAGAAGAGAAAAACAACAAAGAGACGGGUGAUAAAGAACGUACUGUUGAAGAGAAAGACAGGAUUGACAGCAAAAGCGAAAAAGACGUGAACAUUGAAGAGAGUGAAAAGAAAGAGCAGAGUGGAAAGGAAAUAAAAUUCACAAGAUCAGACAGUGCAAGGAUAUUUAGGAGAAUCCCAUCAUCACCAUCUCUGAUCUUAGGGAUGAAAAGGGGAGUAGACUGUAUGGGAAAGAAACCAAUGGUAAGUGGGGACGACAACGUCGAUGUUGAAGAUCAUGCUUCGAGAAACAGCUUUAUCAAAUCUUCUAUCAAGACACUCAAGAAGGCAGUUAUUAGGACAUGAAACUUCCCUGUUUCGAUUAUGCCAGUGUUGUCUGUAUGAGAAUGUCCAUAAGUUCUUUUUUUUCUUUUUUUUCCCUUUUGUUAUUCUGGGUGUUGUUGGUUACUUGCAAAACCAAUAAAUCACUGCAUUUAGGCGCUCAAUGCAAAAGAUUCACCUCAUUUUUUUUCUUGGUUAUGUUUGUAAUAUAAGGCUUUUUGGUGUGAUAUAAAUACUCUAAAUUUAUUUAUUUAUUUUAACAACUAAACAACACUGUCUUUUAUC